GGAGGCGAAAACUUGCAUAAAAACUCUCACUGAUUUGGGAAAUUCAAAAUAUAUAUUCAAUAAUUUGGGGAAUUUGGUGUUUCGGGUUGGCAAAGCGGCAAAAACCACGCUAUAACCUCACAUUUACUCGCGCAAUGUAUUCUGUUUUACACAAGAAGGAGAAUGCGCACGAGGAAAGCAUUUGGAGUUGUGCGUGGGGCCGGUACACCACUGAAAAAAAGAAAAAAGACCAGAAUGAAGAGGAAAAGUCCCGAGAUUCGGUGAUGUCGGACGAGCCUCCCGUUGAUUACAUCAUAACGGGAGCUCUAGACGAUCUGGUAAAAGUGUGGGAAUUGCAAGACGAUAGACUUGUUUUGAAACAUAACUUAGAAGGGCAUUCGUUGGGGGUUGUCUCCGUUGCCGUUAGCAACAACGGGAAAUUGUGUGCUUCCAGUUCGUUAGACUCAAGUAUGAGGAUUUGGGACUUGGAAAGGGGGAAAAAAAUCGCGCAUGUUGAUGUGGGUCCGGUUGAACUGUGGACUGUAGCGUUCAGUCCUGACGACAAGUACAUUAUUUCCGGCUCACACGCUGGAAAAAUCACGGUUUAUAACGUGGAAACGGCCAAAGCUGAACAAACUUUAGAUACGAGAGGCAAAUACAUUUUGAGCAUAGCUUAUAGUCCUGACGGUAAAUACAUAGCUAGUGGGGCUAUUGACGGCAUUGUUAAUAUUUUUGACGUGGCGGGAAAUAAACUAUGGCAAACCCUUGAAGGCCAUGCUAUGCCAAUCAGAUCUCUUUGUUUUUCUCCAGAUUCUCAACUACUUUUGACUGCGUCAGAUGACGGCCAUAUGAAACUUUACGACGUGCAACAUACUAAUGUUGUUGGUACCUUGUCAGGGCACGCUUCUUGGGUCGUAAGCGUUGCAUUUUCUCCAGAUGGUAAAUAUUUCGUGUCAGGAAGUUCCGAUAAAACUGUUAAAGUUUGGGAAUUGGCCUCUAAACAAUGUGUUCAUACGUUCAAGGAACAUAAUGAUCAAGUUUGGGGUGUUAGGUUUAGUCCAGAUAGUACCAAAAUUGUUUCAGUGUCUGAAGAUAAGAGUAUAAAUGUUUACAGCUGUCCAGUUUAGUUUACACUUCGUAAUUUAUUAAUUAAUUGAUUUAGUGAAGUGUAUUGCUUAAACACCUAGUUGUAUAAUUUUUUUUAUAAUAAAGCUAUUUUUACAUCCA
This is a messenger RNA of Tribolium castaneum (red flour beetle), 1206 nucleotides long. RefSeq lists its product as uncharacterized. The coding region runs from base 135 to 1106 and encodes 323 amino acids. Gene Ontology annotation, molecular function: protein binding. The transcript is spliced from 7 exons. The record is from RefSeq and is a predicted model, not a curated record. Lineage: Eukaryota; Metazoa; Arthropoda; Insecta; Coleoptera; Tenebrionidae. Gene Ontology annotation, cellular component: Cdc73/Paf1 complex.